CACCCUACCCCACCCCCACUUCUGAGGUUCAACAGUUUCUUGUUCCCACAGGCAGUUGGAAUUUCUCUAAGGUCUGAUUUCCUAGGCAGGGCAGACUCGGAAUAUGCUGGACACUGUGUGGGUUCUUAUCUUCUGGUUCCUGAGUCGCCCCCUGGAAAGCGGAGCGCGAUCGCACUCUCUGCUGUAUUCCUACACGGCGGUGACAGCACCAGGUCCCAGGGUCCCUGUGUUUUCUGCCACCGGCUUCCUCGACCACCAGCCCUUCAUCCACUACAACAGCGACAGCAUGAAGGCAGAGCCUUCUGUUGCCUGGCUGAGGGAAAAUCCAGGAUACUUUGCUGAUGAGACCCAGGUCUUCACCAAUCGGAUGAAGAUUUUCCAGCUCAGCCUGAGAAACAUACAGCAGUACUACAACAGCUCCAGGACCCAGCGUCAGAGGGCAGGUGGCGUCCGCCAGCACGAGGGCCCUCACACCCUCCAGUUCACAUAUGGCUGUGAGAUGAAGGAUGGCAGACGUACCACAGGACACUGGCAGUACGGCUACGAUGGCUGGGACUACCUGACCCUGGAUUUGGACUCUAUGCAAUAUAUAGCAGCCACAUUCAUUGCUGGUUACACCAAGCGCAAGUGGGAAAACAAUGAGUACUGGCUGGAGAAAGACAAGAGCUACUUGGAGAAGGAAUGCAUCCUGUGGCUGCAGAGAUACCUGACCCUGGGAGGAGAGGCGUUCACUCGCACAGACCCUCCCCAGACAAGAGUGACCCGCCAUCCCAGACAUGAAGGAGACGUCACUCUGAGGUGCUGGGCCCUGGGCUUCUACCCUGCUGAGAUCUCCAUGACCUGGCAGUUGGGUGGGGAAGAACUGAUUCAAGACAUGGAGCUGGUGGAGACCAGGCCUGCAGGGGAUGGAACCUUCCAGAAGUGGGCAGCUGUGGUGGUGCCUUCUGGGGAGGAGCAGAGAUACACAUGUCAUGUGCUGCAUGAGGGGCUGCCUGAGCCCCUGACCCUGAGAUGGGAGCCUCUUCAGCCCACUACCCCAACCACAGAAGUGUAUGCUGGGGGCAGCAGACGUGAACGUACAACAUUCUUGAGUGGCCUCAUAAUUAUUUUCUUUUUCAUAGUAGUUACUGGAGUUACCUACUACAGAUUUAAGGUAGGAAAAGGAGGUCUGGGUGCCCCAUGCUGGGAGGAGGGUCAAGAGUCAAGUUGUAACUGCUGCCAUGGGGCCAAGGUGGUGACAUUCAUGGUGUAGCCAAGGCCGGAAGGGUCCCGGCUGGGGGGCUGAUAGGCCAAGACACUGCAGGUGAGAGGGUGCUGGAGACUGUUGACCAACACCAAGGACGUCUGUUGGCGUGGCUGCCUCCAGACCCCAGGGUGGCGACCUGAGCAGGGAUGCCCAUACAGGAUCCAGGAGCAGCACCCGUGAGACCCAAAACGUUCCAAAGUACAUGGGAAGUGAGCUCUCUUCUCGUGGGAUAAAAAGCCUCAGGUUCUCCCCGUCAGAUGCCUGAGUUCCUUAGAAGAGAACAAGCAAGCAGUCGGGCUCCCAAGUGAAUCAGUGAACCCGAGGGAAGCAUGUAAUGGAAACAUUUUGUGUAUGGGUGCACAUGCGUGCACACACGUAAGCACAAAUAUGCACUAGUGACUAUGCAACGACAGGGUUCUGCAUGUGUGAGGAUUAUGGCCUUGACAUGUAUAUGUGCAUUUGUGCACAUAAGCACGUGUGUGCAUGCACAUGUCUUGCUCUCAGAUAUCCACAGUUAACUUCAUACUGGCUGUUUCCUCCUUAGAGGACGGUUCGUCCGCUGUCAUCCUGAAGAUGACAGGCUCUUGGGAUGAGGCUGAGGGGAACUAGUUAGUCCUCACCAAGUCACAAUCUGAGACUGUUCCCACCCGCCUACAAACGGUGCCUACUGUCCAGUGAAGAUCCACAGAAGACCUAAAAAGAUUCUAAACAAAAACAGAGUCUCACAGUCUCACGCCAACCGCAGUACAGAGACACGUAUCUUGAAGUUGCAAGCACACCAUGAGCUACUCUGCAGGUGAUUCCCGCAGUCUCCCCGCUGGCCAGGACCAAGCUGGGUGGCGUGUUCCUGCAGUCUCUUCAGCUACAAAAAAGUGUCUCUUGACAGCUGCUGCAACGGCCAUGCGCUAAGCCAAGCAAUGCUGACAGCUGACGUGCCAGUUUAAGAUCUGUCUAAUUUGGGGAGUGGAGAGAUGGCUCAGUGGUUAAGAGUACUGACUAUUCUUCCAGAGGACCCGGGUUCAAUUCCCAGCACCCACAUGGCAACUAACAACUGUCCAUAAUUCCAGUUCUAGGGGGAUCUGGCACCUUCUUCUGGCCUUUAUGGGCACUGAACACACAUGGCACACAGAGAUGGUACAGACAUCCAUGCAACCCACACACCCAUGCACAUGAAAUAAAAAUAUUAAAAAAAAAAAAAAAAAAAAAAAAAAAAAAA
Messenger RNA from Peromyscus leucopus (white-footed mouse), 2462 nucleotides. Its product is annotated as H-2 class I histocompatibility antigen, Q10 alpha chain-like. The record is from RefSeq and is a predicted model, not a curated record. NCBI's taxonomy places the organism in Eukaryota, Metazoa, Chordata, Mammalia, Rodentia, Cricetidae. Gene Ontology annotation, molecular function: peptide antigen binding; signaling receptor binding. The coding region runs from base 104 to 1252 and encodes 382 amino acids. The transcript is spliced from 5 exons. Gene Ontology annotation, cellular component: external side of plasma membrane. Gene Ontology annotation, biological process: antigen processing and presentation of endogenous peptide antigen via MHC class Ib; positive regulation of T cell mediated cytotoxicity; antigen processing and presentation of endogenous peptide antigen via MHC class I via ER pathway, TAP-independent.